This is a messenger RNA of Brassica napus (rape), 405 nucleotides long. Its product is annotated as ATP-dependent DNA helicase PIF1-like. Bases 1 to 405 code for a protein of 134 amino acids. The transcript has 2 exons. Lineage: Eukaryota; Viridiplantae; Streptophyta; Magnoliopsida; Brassicales; Brassicaceae. The record is from RefSeq and is a predicted model, not a curated record.
AUGGUCAAGCGACUAGGUAACAGGGUUGUUGCAGCCGAAAUCAUGACUGGGACGAAUGUUGGAGAAGAGGUUUUGAUUCCUAGGAUACAGCUGAGUCCCACCGACACGAUUCAUCCUUUCGUCUUUCGUCGACGUCAGUUCCCAAUCAGGCUAUGUUACGCCAUGACAAUAAACAAGAGUCAAGGCCAGAGCUUAAGACAAGUUGUUUUAUACCUUCCUCGCCCUGUUUUUACUCACGGACAGUUGUACGUUGCCAUGUCCAGAGUGACAACUCCAGCUGGUCUGAAGAUAUUAGACGAGACUUCCGACAAAGACGGUGAAGAUGGAGUUACCAAUAUCGUAUACAAGGAAAUUUUCAGGGAUGUUCGAGUGACUCAGUCAUCUAUCGAGAGUUACAUGACUUAA